AAGGGGAAAAGAGUGUAACUGUAAGUAAACAGAAAGCCCCUUUGACUAAAAUGAUCUUUUAACGGUACACUGAGACGGUUACGAUUAAAAAAAAAAACAAAACACGCGUGUAACGCUAACAUUAAUCCCACUCUUGAAUACGCUGCGUUUGUUUUUGCCCGCCCGUUUUGGAAGCCUUCGGGUUUUAACUUCGGUGUGAAAAUAAAUGCGGUGUGGGGACGUUUGAGGUGGAGCAGGGUUGCCAAGGCUGUGGGGGCUUCAUGCGGUUCGUCAUGGUGAACGAUGUUCCGGAAAGUCAAAAAGCGCCACAGCAGCAGCAGCUCACAAAGCAGUGAGAUCAGCACCAAAAGCAAAUCUGUGGACUCCAGUUUGGGAGGGCUCUCCAGAUCGAGCACCGUUGCCAGCCUUGACACAGACUCCACCAAGAGCUCAGGUAACAGCACGUCUGAAACAUGUGCUGAGUUCCGGGUGAAGUAUGUGGGAGCCAUUGAGAAGUUACAGUUCGACAUGAGCAAGACCCUCCAGGAGCCUCUGGACCUCAUCAACUAUAUUGAUGCUGCUCAGCAAGAUGGAAAGCUGCCCUUUGUGCCUGGAGAUGAAGACAUGAUUCUGGGAGUGUCAAAGUACGGAGUCAAAGUGGCCUCGCUGGACCAGUGUGAUGUGCUGCAUCGCCACCCUCUGUACCUGAUAGUGCGUAUGCUGUGUUACGAUGACGGCCUGGGCGCAGGGAAGAACCUCCUGGCUCUCAAAACCACAGAUGCAAAACAAGAGGAGUGCAGCAUCUGGGUGUACCAGUGCAGCAGCUCAGAGCAGGCUCAGUCCAUCUGCAAGGUGCUGUCGGCUUCUUUUGACUGCGCUCUGACAUCAGACAAGUCCUGAAACCAGAGGGAUCUGGAUGGGGGCUGAGACAGCAGCAGGGACUCAGGAGAUAACCAUGGUUGUAUUGUGGUUGCCAAAAAUGCAGCCAUUCCCCCUUUUUUUUCCUCCUACUGUUAUUUUCCCCAACUUCCUUUAAAAGAGAUUAUCUGGAGGACAGUAUGUGAUUUCCAUGUUAGUUUGUAAGAUAACAUGAUUCAGGCCCGAUGCCUGGCUUCUGAUCGGUACUCUCGCCAGUUAAGAAAGAACUACUGUGAAUUUGUCAUUUCCUUGGAAUUCAUUUCCUUCACCUGUUCGUUUGACCUUCCACAUAAAGAGCAGGGGGAAAAAAAGUGUUGAAAAAAGGGAAAUGGUUGUAUUGUUUUUAAGCAUUGGAAUACAUGUAGAUGAAUCAUAUUUAAUGUAAAUUAUGGCACAAAAUGGUCCAGAGUGUUGUAACCCACCUUCUGCUCAGCUCCUUCACAGUACAGUGAUGUGAUGUUCAGCAGUGCAGAUGCGGUACAAAGAUUUGAUGAAAUGCGUACAGUUUGGUUUUCUUUGUGUAGAAACCACUCAGAUCCAGUUUAAAUAUCCUCUCUCUGUUUUGUUGUGUUUUUUGAGAUAAACAGUAUUGGUGCGCUUGAAGGUACGUCAUACAAAAUGUUUAAACUGUGGACCACAUCCUCUAUUUGUUCUUAAUGUGUGUGAUUUACUCAUUUUUAAUGAUUGUUUUGACUUUUAUCGUAUCUUGAUUUAAGUUUCUUUGUAUUUGAAGUUUCUUGGUACCAAAAGCUUGACGUGUUUUCUGAUUGUUACGUCCUUGUUCUUAUGAUUAAAAAAGACAUCAAAUCCACUAGACUUGCUGAAACCACGUGUUUUCGGUCACAGUUCUAACUUAAUAAUAGUCCUUUUUCCUGUCCUCCUUUUCAACACAGUCGGGUUGAGACUGGGUUGAAAGUGGGGGAGACAAUGAAAGAAUUUGGAUCUGGUACAUAAAAAUUUUUCAGAAUUG
Molecule: messenger RNA, 1867 nt
Organism: Scatophagus argus
Lineage: Eukaryota; Metazoa; Chordata; Actinopteri; Scatophagidae
Gene: itgb1bp1
Product: integrin beta 1 binding protein 1
Exons: 7
Coding region: 283-879 (198 amino acids)
Biological process (GO): negative regulation of focal adhesion assembly; negative regulation of substrate adhesion-dependent cell spreading
Cellular component (GO): cytoskeleton; ruffle; cell periphery
Molecular function (GO): integrin binding
Source: RefSeq, a predicted model, not a curated record